Aspergillus welwitschiae is the source of this 1359-nucleotide messenger RNA. RefSeq lists its product as uncharacterized. The transcript has 3 exons. Bases 1 to 1359 code for a protein of 452 amino acids. NCBI's taxonomy places the organism in Eukaryota, Fungi, Ascomycota, Eurotiomycetes, Eurotiales, Aspergillaceae. The record is from RefSeq and is a predicted model, not a curated record.
AUGGAUCUCAUCUGCUCUUCUCCGGUCGUCCCUGCACCGAUUCAGGAGAUGGUCGCCGAGCCGAUCGACAUCAUACUUGAUGAGCCUACGGACACCUGUGCGAUGGUGGAAGAGAAAGCUGAGGAGAUUAUCGAGGCUGAGAAUGAGAGGCUUGACCAACUGAUGAUAGAAUUUACCAGAGGUUUUGAUCCUGGAACUUUCGUCGAUGAGGUCUCUAACUCGCUCCCCGGUAUCCUCAAAGAUAUAUUCCCAGGUUCCUACGAGCAUCUUCUGAGCAUGCUGUUCGAAAGUGAUGACAAGAUGCACGCUACCCAGAUGAAACUAGAGGAAUGGCUUUUGAAACGAUAUCCGCAGGUUCUCAACAAGAUCGACACCGAACGUCAAGAAACGAACAUAACCGAUGAGACGUAUUUCGGGGCUGAGAUUGAGAUCUUGAGGAAGAUGUUAGCAUUCCUGCGCAAGGAAUCUGAUAAGCCGGUGUUCUGGCUCAACUCUCGGCGUGCAAGUCCUAGCAAAGCUCGUGAGCAGCUUGAAGCAUCUAUCAGGGUCAUCGAAUUGUUCAAAAGCGAUGUCAUGGUUGCGAUGAAACUGGACACGGAGGACAGAAAAAUCUACAAUCCUCUUCCCGUGUCCACAGAACGCACCGCUCUGCUGAGUAUCAAACAACUUCGGAUUGACGCAUGCAAGGCCUCACUUUCUUGGGAAGGCUAUAUGGACUCUGCCAUCGUACUCACUUCUUUCUUUCACGCUUACAAGGCCUAUACCUGCGCACACAAGCCGGACAAAGCCCGUGCAUGGGGCUGGCUCCCACCCCAGGGACUUGCGCCGCCACGCUUGUCCGCAGAGAUAGCUCAGGUAGGCGACUUGGUAAGAUGGGAGUUCGAGCAUGAGAACGGAGCCUUCGAUCUUUUACUCAAGACUGCACUUUGGCUGGGUUUGGCGAGAGGCCUCCCAGCUGUGCAUCUGUUCUGUGAUGUCGCUCGACUUUUCACGACUCAUAAGCCCUCCCCAACGGCAAACGAGCCAUAUAUCCGAUUUCUGCGGCAUCUGGCCCAGACAAGAGUCUCCAUUGCCGGAAUCAAGUCCACGCCGUCCACUCCUGUCCCAUUCAAGCAGUCCGACGAAAAUACCAAUCGUGGUUACUUCGAAGACGUAGUUGAUUCAGACAAAAACCUGGAGAAGGACCUAACAAAGACCCUUUCAUUGCUUCGCAUCAACACGGCCAGGGAUAUAAAGCUAACUGCUACGCCUCCCAAAUGCUCGUUUCGCAAGAAGGCGAAGAUGAUCGAGAAGGCUUGUGCUGUGGAAGAGAACCAACACGGAGAAGUGGCCCCAGAAGGAUCCGGCAACUUCCUGUGA